Molecule: messenger RNA, 4260 nt
Organism: Oncorhynchus masou masou (cherry salmon)
Lineage: Eukaryota; Metazoa; Chordata; Actinopteri; Salmoniformes; Salmonidae
Product: kinesin-like protein KIFC3
Exons: 19
Coding region: 37-2853 (938 amino acids)
Biological process (GO): microtubule-based movement
Cellular component (GO): microtubule cytoskeleton
Molecular function (GO): microtubule binding; ATP binding; microtubule motor activity
Source: RefSeq, a predicted model, not a curated record
CUGUCACUGUAACAGUGAGUUCCAGACGGAGGGGAGAUGUAUGCCUUCUACUCCCUGCUAGUUUACAUCUUCUACACUGUCUUCAAGAAGGAGGAGGAAGAAUCCCUGGGAGCUGCUCAGGGCGGAGCCUCAGCGGAGCCAGGACGUGUUUCCAUGGAAACAAGGAGCAGGAGGAUAAAAGGCCACACCCCCAGGAAGGAGAGGAAGAAAAGGGGGCGUGGCAGCAGGUUGAGUGACUCCAGCAGUAGCAGUGACAGUGACGGCCUGUCCCUGAGUGACGAAGAUGAUGAUGAUGGUGGAGGUGGUGAAGUGCCCGAUAUCCCAGCAUGCACUCCUCUGGGUGCCUUCCUGUCCUUUAAACAAGAGAAGGAGAAAAGGAGGGAGGUCCAGGUGCAGCUGGAGACGGCAGGAAAGUUGAUGUCUGAGUCUCCCUUGGUGACGGUGAUGUCCCACUUGCUGAGUUUUCUGGAGCAGUACUCCCACCUCCAGGAGCUGCAGCAGCAGGCUGAUCAGUACCGGGUCCAGCUGAAGAGGCACCGGGCCCAGCACCGCCGCCAGAUGAAGACCCUGAGGACAUCGUACCGUCAGAGGCUGAGAGAUAAGAACAGCGUCAUCGACAGCCUGGAGGAGGUCAUCACCACCCAGCAAUACACACCGAGCACCCCGGGGAGCGACGGUGAGUGUGGUGCUGAUGUCCAUGGUGCCGGGGCAGGGCUCCACAGGCUGGUAGAGUCUUUGUAUGGACUACAGGGUGAGAAGAGCCAGCUGAGGGGAGAACUACGGCUGCUGCACUCCCAACUGGAGCAGAGAGAACAGGACCGACACUCACGAGUACAAGUCUUCCAACAUCAGAUCGACGAACUGAAGAGCUGCAUCGAGGAGCGGGAGGAGGAGCUGUCCAGACUAAGAACGGACUCUGGAGCCACAGACUCUGAGAAGCGGGUUGUCUGUCUGUCAGCGGAGAACGAGAGUCUGAAACAGAGUCUGACUGUCACCCAGGGCCUCCUGCAGCAGCUCUCUGUCAUCCCCUCCCAGUCCAGCUCUGUACUCAUCAAGGAGAAUGAGAACCUGCGCAGCCGGGUGCAGCACCUGGAGAGUUCCCUGCAGCAGCGGGCUGAUCAGCUGUCUCACCUGGAGAGACAGAGCGAACAAAGCGAGUGGAGGAGAGGAGAGGAGCAGAGGAGAAGAGAGGAGAGAGUGAGGGAGCUGCAGCUAGAGCUGGAUAAAGAGAGGGCCAAAGAGCCACAGGUCAAGAUUGUCACUCAAACUGUGGAGGUGGAGUCCCCGGUGACUCUGAGGCAGUUGGCUGAGGCCAGAGAGAGGAACGAGCAGCUGUCAGAGAAACUGACCAAUCAGAACGAGAAGUGCAGACAACUGGAGGAGCACAUCAGGAAGUCAGAUGAAUUCAGCUGUAACCUGCAACACAAGAUUGCAGCGUACGAGCGGGAGAUCAGUGUACUGCAGGAGGAACUGCUGAAGGAGAUAGGUCACCUGGAGGAGAAGAGGGAGGAGGCUGUGAAGGCUGCAGCGACCUGCUCCGUAGAACACUUCCAGAGCCUGCAGGACCAGUUCUUUAACCUGCAGAAGCGUCUGACAGCGCUCCCUCCGACCCUGCGCACCAUGAAGACAGACUACGCCAGCCUGAGGAGCCAGGUCCGCAACUUCUCCGACUUCUACGGAGCAGCCAUCACCGACGCCAAGAAACAGAUAUCAGCAACUAUGAGUGAGAUGUCGGAGGCCAACAAGGACCUCCUGGAGAAGUACAGGAAGGAGGUGGCACUGCGGAGGAAGUACCACGAGCAGCUGGUCGAGCUCAAAGGCAACAUCCGUGUGCUGUGCCGUGUGAAGCCGGUUCUGAAGGAGGACCAGCAUGAGGAGGGCCAAUCGGUGGUGGUAACCACGGACCCCAACAACGAAUCAGCUCUCUCCGUGCUGAAAGGGCAGGGCCGCAGCCAUAACUUUGAACUGGACCGUGUCUUCCACCCUCAGGCCACUCAGGAAGAGGUCUUCCAGGAGAUCGAGCCCCUUGUGUCAUCCUGUAUAGAUGGGUAUCAUGUCUGCAUCUUUGCCUAUGGGCAGACUGGCUCUGGGAAGACCUACACCAUGGAGGGCAGCACAGAGAACCCAGGCAUCAACCAGCGUGCUCUGAAACACCUGUUUAGUGAGAUAGAGGACAGGAAGGACAUGUGGACGUACACCGUGACUGUCAGCUCUGUGGAGAUCUACAACGAGGUGCUCAGAGACCUGCUGAGUAAGGAUGGAGAGAAGCUGGACAUUAAGAUCAACCCAGACGGAACAGGACAGCUGCACGUCCCUGGACUCAGGCUCAUAGAGGUCAAGAGCUUCCAACACAUCAAGAAACUUCUGGCGCAGGCGCGUCGAAACAGGAUCACCUUCGGGACCCAGAUGAACCAGCACAGCUCUCGUUCUCAUGCCCUCCUCAUGAUCACUGUGCUGGGGACUGACCUGGCCAGCGGGGCCAAGACCACAGGCAAGUUGAACCUGGUGGACCUGGCUGGCUCUGAGAGGGUCUGGAAGUCAGGAGCUGAGGGAGAGAGGCUGAAGGAGGCCCAGAACAUCAACCGCUCCCUGCUGGCUCUGGGGGACGUUAUCCAGGCUCUGAGGGGGAAGGAGAAACACAUCCCCUUCAGAAACAGUCGCCUCACAUACCUGCUGCAGGACUCACUGGGGAAGGGCAACAAGACGGCCAUGGUGGUGCAGGUGUCUGCUCUGGAGAGUAACGUGGGAGAGACCAUGUGUUCUCUGAAGUUCGCUGAGAGGGUUUGUAAGGUGGAGCUGGGGCCUGCGGCCAGGAAGAUACAGAGAGGAGGGGGAAGCCAUCAGUGUGACUAGAACUCCCCUUCCUGAAGUCAUCCAACUUCCUGUUCCCAUGGACGACCAGGACUCCAGGGACUCAACAGACACACAGCCAACCAAAUACAUCAACAAGCAAUAACAACAACAAACAACCCCCUCUUCCCAGUCAGCCAGUCAGUCUAUCAGUCUGUCUAUCAGUUCGCCAGCUAGUCAGCCAGUCAGUCAAUCAAUCAGUCUGUUUAUCAGUUCGCCAGUCAGCCAGCCAGCCAGUCAGUCUAUCAGUCUGUUUAUCAGUUCGCCAGUCAGCCAGCCAGUCAGUCAAUCUAUCAGUCUGUUUAUCAUUUCGCCAGUCAGCCAGCCAGUCAGUCAAUCUAUCAGUCUGUUUAUCAGUUCGCCAGUCAGCCAGCCAGCCAGUCAGUCAAUCAAUCAGUCUGUUUAUCAGUUCGCCAGUCAGUCAAUCUAUCAGUCUGUUUAUCAGUUCGCCAGCCAGUCAGCAAGCCAGUCAGUCAAUCUAUCAGUCUGUUUAUCAGUUCGCCAGCCAGUCAAUCUAUCAGUCUGUUCAUCAGUCAGUCAGUAUAAAAGCUACCAGGUGUGUAUUCAGUAAGAUUAAAUAUUGAGAAUAUUGCAGAUUCUCUAGUCUACCGAUCAUAAUGUCUGUUCAUGUCAUGCACAGGAGGUUGGUGGCACCUUAAUUAGGGAGAACACAUGGUUUCCAGGUGUUUGAUGCCAUUCCAUUCGCUCCGUUUCGAACCUUGUUAUGAGCCGUUCUCCCCUCAGCAGCCUCCUGUGAUGUUAUGUCUGUUGAACGUUCUGUAACGUUACACCCACCUGAACAGACCCCAGCUGUAACGUUACACCCACCUGAACAGACCCCAGCUGUAACGUUACACCCUCCUGAACAGACCCCAGCUGUAACGUUACACCCUCCUGAACAGACCCCAGCUGUAACGCUACACCCACCUGAACAGACCCCAGCUGUAACGUUACACCCUCCUGAACAGACCCCAGCUGUAACGCUACACCCACCUGAACAGACCCCAGCUGUAACGUUACACCCUCCUGAACAGACCCCAGCUGUAACGUUACAACCUCCUGAACAGACCCCAGCUGUAACGUUACACCCACCUGAACAGACCCCAGCUGUAACGUUACGUCCUCCUGAACAGACGCCAGCUGUAACGCUACACCCACCUGAACAGACCCCAGCUGUAACGUUACACCCUCCUGAACAGACCCCAGCUGUAACGUUACACCCAACUGAACAGACCCCAGCUGUAACGUUACACCCUCCUGAACAGACCCCAGCUGUAACGUUACACCCACCUGAACAGACCCCAGCUGUAACGUUACACCCACCUGAACAGACCCCAGCUGUAACAUUACACACACCUGAAUAGACCCCAGCUGUAACGUUACACCCACCUGAACAGACCCCAGCUGUAA